Messenger RNA from Penicillium verrucosum, 849 nucleotides. RefSeq lists its product as uncharacterized. The transcript has a single exon. The coding region runs from base 1 to 849 and encodes 282 amino acids. The record is from RefSeq and is a predicted model, not a curated record. NCBI's taxonomy places the organism in Eukaryota, Fungi, Ascomycota, Eurotiomycetes, Eurotiales, Aspergillaceae.
AUGACAGAACCAGACACACAAAAUGGCUAUCUCGAUGUUGGGGGUAGCUUCCUUAAAGAGCUACCAAAUUCAAUUGAAAGAUAUCCAUACGAAGGAGAGUGUUCCUUCCUCAGGAUCUUCGAUCUAAAACUUAAUUCCCGCAAAUCCUCACAUGAGAAAAACGAUUUCAUCCUGUUUCAUACGAGUCGUGAAAUGAUCGAAACCCUGUUGAAUCCGGACAACGAAUCAAGCGAAUCAACUACCCUUGCAAAGAACUGUUCCUCUUUUGAUCUCGACGAGGAACUUAUCCUGAUCAAGAUACCAUCCCACGAACACUCGUCCGCAAUCGGUGCCGUGGACGACGCUAUCACGGGAGCUAUCCAACCAAUGGGGCUAUUUAAGUCCCUGACCAAAUACCCUGGCGCGACUAUCCAAGGGCAAACAAGAGGAAAGCAACCUGACCAAGGCUGGGGCACAAGAAGACCCCCGCCUGGUUGCGAACGUACACCCUCGGUUGUGUUAGAGGUCGCUUGGUCUGAAUCAGAUUCAAAAUUGAAUUCUGAUGUUCGAUUCUGGCUGGCUCCAGCCGACGGAAAUGUCAGGACUUGUCUAACUUUGAGAGUCGACAAAUGCGAACCAGCAAUCCGUAUUGAGAACUGGAGACGCCAGAAGGGAAGACCCCACCGCGUCCAGAUGAUUGAGGUGACCAAGGUGUCAAACCACAUAACUGUCACGAACGACCCGCUUAUUAUCCCAUUCGAAGAUUUGUUCCUCCGCGGGCCAUCUAUACCCGCCGAAAGAGACAUUGAAAUCUCGCAGCAAGAUCUGGAAGUCAUUGCAGAGACAAUCUGGGAUAUUCAGGGUUUCUAA